Molecule: messenger RNA, 2682 nt
Organism: Eutrema salsugineum
Lineage: Eukaryota; Viridiplantae; Streptophyta; Magnoliopsida; Brassicales; Brassicaceae
Exons: 8
Coding region: 1-2682 (893 amino acids)
Biological process (GO): proteolysis
Molecular function (GO): cysteine-type peptidase activity
Source: RefSeq, a predicted model, not a curated record
AUGUCUAAUAUCAAGCUUCCCGAGCGAUUGUUCGCAGCUGGGCAAGAACCCGUGGGGGAACGAGUUAAUUCGUACCAGAAGUCCAAAUCUGUUCAAGCGAUACUCAACGCCUUAGACGAAGACGAAGUUAAAAGACUCAGAGACUCUCAAAUGGGGAAGCUAUUGGCGACGAUGGAUAUGCCUUCUUUCUCCGGAAGUUUUGGAUUUUACAUGCUAGCUCGACUUCUCCGUGUGAAGAAAAAGCACGAACUUUGGUUUCUGUUCGCCGGUCGUCCGAUUAGAUUCUCUCUCCGCGAGUUCGCUAUUGUUACUGGGCUUGAAUGUGGAAAAUUUGCUCAAACUAGGAAACUCAAAAAUCUGGUGGCACAGAAGCCUUACUGGCCUGAGCUUUUUGGGGUUGGGUUUGAUCUCCUUGUUUCUAGCAUUAAAUCCAAAGACGAAUUGGAGCUAUCCCAGAAGACCAUCGCCGUGAAAGGAUUCUUCUAUGCGAUUCAGCUGGUAAUGAUGGCCGCUGUUCCCACAUUAACUGAAGUGGUUCAAGAUCCGUCCGGAGAAUCCGACAGUGAUUGUGAUGAUGAAUCCGAUACAGCCACUGACGUUGCUAGCUCUUUAAAUGCGAAUCGUGCUCACGAUCGGACUGUGGACACCGAAGGCGUAACAGCAACUGGAGCAGUGAAGAUGAUGCUCAGCCCAAGCCACGCUCGGGAGAUUGAUGAAGAGGAGCAGGCUAUAGUCCAUUCCAUUAUCCCUAAUGAUGGCGAUGUAGCUAUCGAGGGGAUGGACUUACGAUGGACUGAUGAAGUUGCUGAUGAGGCCGUAGAUAUCAUGGUCAAAUUGAUCGGUGAAGGUUUUCGGUUUACCAAAGAUAUGUUCUCCGGUGGUCUCUCUGCCGCUGAUUUGGCCCGUAUGCGAUCUGAGAAGGCCCUAAAAGAAAAAGAGACCAAGGACAAGAAGAAGAAAGACAAGACAGCUGAGAGUUCUUCCACAUCAGUUUCUCUCGAUCAAGAUGCAAUUGCCGACCUCGUGGUUGAUAAAUUGAAAUCUGAACUGCAAUCUUUUAACAACAGGUUACGCGAUCUGGAAGCAUCAGUUCUGUUGCAGGAUGGGAAGAUUGUUCAAGCUAUUACCGCUGCUUUUAAAUCGUUUCACGACUCUAUUGUGCGUAGUAUUUCUCAGCAACACCGGGUAACACAUGGGGUGUCAGAAGAACGUGGUUUCCCCACACAUUUCGAUGAUGAUAACACAGUAACUCAGCAUCCUCCCUCUUCAGUAUCCCCGACUGCAACAGUGGCAGAUUCUGGCACAGAACAUGUUUUCAUAGAUACAUCCAUAGGGCAUCAGUCUGUAUCGGUUUCCACUAUCCAAACUCAAUCAGCUUCAUAUCGGUCUUCCGCGUUGAACAAGCCCCCGCCACUUGCUAUGAGCAACGACGAGUUUCUUCGGCAGUUGACCCAAUCCAUUAAUGCCCAGAGCCAGGAUGUUUCUCGCUUUAGUACCGGUUUGGCAGGCAUUAACGUACCCCAAUGUCAAACCAAUCCCAUGGUUAGUAGCACAGUUAUAGUUUCCACAAAUCCAGUCACUGCCGAGAAUUACGCAUUUCAGCCUUCUCCUCAGAAUCAGCUUGUACUCUAUGAUAAUCAGGCUAAUCACCAAUCCGUUAAUGGCAUUGGAAGCACUAAAGCGAUGGAUUUGCUGCUAUCGGUGUCUCCUUCCUUUUCACUUGGUCUGACACAAGAUGAUUUAUUACUGCAUCCGGAGGCGGGUAUCUCCAAUGUCAACGUAACUGAUAACAACCCCUUUAUCCCUCGGAAAAGCAAGAGACUGAAGACCUCUUCCGUCGUUUACAAGGACUACCAAUGUGGUUUAACUAAGGCUGGCCCCCCAAAAAUGACAUUUAUUAUCUCCUGCGAUCCUAAUAUCAAUUACAGUGCUCGUUUUGCGGAAUUAAAGGCCAAGAUUUCACACGACAGGCGACCUAUUGAGAUUUACCCGGGUGUAACUCUCGAAUCCGAAGAUGUUAUUGCCAUCGGCGAGAGAAUACAGGUGCUUCAACCAAAGGUCGUAGACCCUAUAAUGUUCUACCUCCGAAAUUGCUCUGGCCCACAACAGUAUCCGCUCAACUACUCAAAGAUCGAGUUUUUCGAUACCAGCUUCCCAAUGUUAAUCAAAUCUCAGUAUGCCAAGUUUACGCGGACCGCAGUUAAAGACCGUUCCAAGUUCAAAUUUCAAGAUUCGUUGAUGUCGUACUUUUCCUCUGAGAACCCCCGACGGCCUUUACCUGAGUCAAUGUAUUUCCCCUUCAAUCUUGACAAACGACACUGGGUUGGCGUAUGUGUCAACAUCUGCCAAGCAACCAUCUUCGUGCUUGAUUGCAAUGUCUCGUUACGUUCGGACAGCGCCCUUAAGAAAGAAUUCAUCCCGAUUUGUAAUGUAUUUCCUUUUCUACUCAGAGCUGCCAGCACAAAAGUUUUGCGCGACGAGAAACCCUACGCUCUGGAAAGGGUAACGGGCAUUCCACAGAACGAGAUUAACUCCGAUUCUGCUGUCACUGCCUUGUUGCUAAUGCAGGCCCAUGCAAGCGUAGGUUUGGAGGGUUGUCGUUCGGUAACUCCAGAGUUGGUGUCGUCGGAGGCGUACAAGUUAGCUGUCAUGUUCUACAAUGAGUUUGGUCCUAAUACUUAG